Molecule: messenger RNA, 270 nt
Organism: Protopolystoma xenopodis
Lineage: Eukaryota; Metazoa; Platyhelminthes; Monogenea; Polystomatidea; Polystomatidae
Source: the annotation of a GenBank genome assembly
AUGUUCUCUCGUAGUACUCGUAUAGUCGCUUCUCGUUUACCAUUUCAACUAACCUCCUUCCGACUGGGCGUACACACACACACACAGUCGGACAGUCAUUCGGGCGCCACACCUCGCACACAGACACGCCGACGUAAGCGGCAAGGUCAGAGACGCCGGCACAGAGCCCGGCUGCAGCCGAGCCCCCUCCGUCUCUCUCUCUCUCUCUCUUCUUGCGUUCGUUCAUCCCUUUACUCGCACGGCCCGCCAGCCAGCCAGCCCUCGUCGUGA